AUGGAUUCCGGCUCUGGAGAUUUUGAUUCUGAUAUCAAGAUCGAAGUAGGCACAAUGCCAACUAAGCAGAAGCCCAAGCCCAAGGGCAAGUCGAAGCCACCGAAGCCAAUGACAAGCGUUCCUUUGAUCUGCAGUAUCUGCCCAAAGAGCCCCCAAUUCUCCGACAUGUCCCACCUGCUCACGCACAUUUCCUCAAAAUCUCACUUGGCCAAUAAGUUCAAACUCACGAUCCGCUCUCAGUCGGAGCCAGCAGCCAAGAAAGAGCUAGAGGAAUUCGAGUUCUGGUACAUAAACAACAACCUUCCUGCUCUCCUCUCCGAACGCAUGGCUGUCAAGGAUCAAAAAAGAGCUGCAAAGGAUAGAAAAAACAAACUUGCCUGUAGUCUUCCAGUUGUGAGUGGAAACUUUGCAAGCCCCGUAAGUUCACUUCCUCAACCAAGGCUUGCGUAUCGUCGAGUGACUAGUGACUAACCAGGUGUCAACAUGCAAGAAGAAAGAAGAUACCAUUUCGGCAAGCUCUUCCGUACUUGAGCAAACACCUAUUUACCGUGCACCAGUUCCCCACAUGCACCUCUGGCCAACGACUCGGAGUGGAGGCAGAGCCACAACGCCAACUGCAGAUGAUUGGGCGACAGAUCAUAUCUUCGAGACACCUGUCGCCGCUCGUCGACCAAAGGUAGGGAAGAGAAAGAUGCCACAUGGUAAUGACAACCUGGAUCCGAGGUAUGCUGACAGUUUUCUUUUCGUAAAACCCAGCUAACCUUUAGCAGACUUGUUACCCCAGAAAAACUUGAUGACGAUGACGAUGAAGAGGAAAAGACUACGGAUCCGGUCGAUAGUGCAGUCAAGCUCAAGGGCAUCUUUUGGCCAGGUAUGGAUCUUUUCGACUCAGCCACCCCAGCAAUGAAGAAGAGAAGGAACCAAAAGAAGGAAGUUCGAGUCUUGAAAAAUCUAAUGGCCAUCUCAGAGGAGGUCCAGCCAGUUCAGGUCAGCUAUUUUGCCAACGGCGAGGUCAGAGAGUCCAGAGAUAUAUUUGGCCCACUUUCGGAUGUUGAAGACGCAGUGAGUACUCCCAAUAUAUUUAUCAGCUUGCUAGCCAGCCACUGUACCCUCCUUCCAUGAGCUUCCUGUGGAAAUUCAGAUUCGCCUGACAUGAUGCCUACCCCAUUUUUACCGUGCUCGUAAUUGAGGCAGCUCUCUUACUUACAUGCCUAGGAACCGCCCAAGGGUCCAUCUCCAAAGAAGCGCAAAGCCCGAAAGCCAGCUAUGUCGAAUGCUAGCACCAAUGCCCCAAAAUUGAGAGCUGCUCGCAAAACAAAGGCCAGUACCAGAGGAAGCCCAGCAAAGUUACCUACGAUGUCAUCGAUGCCAUCUAUGCAGGCUCCUAGCAACCAUGGACUCUUUAUGAAACCUAUUCCAACUCUCAACCCCUUGGCACCGGCCGCGGGUAUGACUCAAGGCUUCGUGCCAACUCGCGAGGAAGACGAGGAAUUCAAAUUGACCAUGGGCAAUAUGGGAAAUUUGAGAAAGAAGAUUCCCUUCGAAAUCUAUCAAGAGGCACCUGAGGAUAGUCCAGGUAGAUGCCCUUUUAUCCAGCACGCCCAUUUCACAAUCGCUAAUAUGAGUUUCCUUUACCUUUGAAGGACACACAGAAAGUUCUUUGGAAGAUCACCGAUUUGAUUUCUCGAGCCACGCGUUGCCUCAGCCUACGGGCAAUUCGUCGUCUUCUGGUACUCAUGUUUCUCCAACGCCUGCUCCCAAGCCUGCACCAAGCCGUCCUGUAAUUUCAUCAGGCAAGGAAAACACGAGACCAGAGAUCAGACAAACACCACCAGAGAUGCAACCACAGUCCAACUUUCAUCAUCGGCGUCCAUUAGCACCUUCCCAGGGCAUGUUUCCUUCUUACUCUCCACAUUUGUUCUAUGAUGCGUUCCACAAUCCGCUGUUCAGCCAAGAUUAUGCGCGUCCUUUUGCGUACACUAGCCACGACCAUAACUUGAACUUCACUGAUAACAUGAAAGCUUCUGGAUACGCUUCCAAUUUCAAUGGAGAUUUCAGACCAAUUACGUCCAUGACCCGUACGACGCUUUCUCACUCAAUCAAUUCGAUGGCAACGAGCAAUACCACUACCGGCGAAGCUUCCAACCAUGGUCUGAAUUUCGAUAUUUGAGUAUCUUGUGAUUCGGGCAUACAUCAACUUUCACGGGCCCCUUCUUUUUACUGGGGUAUUUAGAGAAGGACAUGCAGGGGCGUUUGACCAUUUUAUUGCUUGCAUUUGCUAUAUCAUUGUUCUCGUUUUUUCGGCCUCUCGGGAUAUUCAACACAGGACAUUACUCGG
This is a messenger RNA of Hymenoscyphus albidus, 2338 nucleotides long. The record is from the annotation of a GenBank genome assembly. Lineage: Eukaryota; Fungi; Ascomycota; Leotiomycetes; Helotiales; Helotiaceae.